Molecule: messenger RNA, 652 nt
Organism: Camelina sativa (false flax)
Lineage: Eukaryota; Viridiplantae; Streptophyta; Magnoliopsida; Brassicales; Brassicaceae
Source: RefSeq, a predicted model, not a curated record
UAAACCCGAGUUCAUCUGUCAUAAUGUCUUAUUUAGGGACAGCUCUGCAUGCCUUAAAGAGAAGUGAGGAAGCACUAGAGAUAAUGGAGCAAGCAAUAGUAGCAGAUAGAAAAAACCCACUUCCAAUGUACCAGAAGGCUAACAUACUUGUCUGCUUAGAAAGAUUAGAUGAAGCUCUAGAAGUUCUUGAGGAGCUCAAAGAGUAUGCACCUUCAGAGAGCAGCGUUUACGCUUUAAUGGGCAGGAUCUAUAAGCGGCGAAACAUGCACGAUAAAGCCAUGCUUCAUUUCGGUCUCGCUUUGGAUAUGAAACCGCCUGCAACUGACGUUGCUGCAAUAAAGGCUGCAAUGGAGAAAUUGCAUGUUCCGGAUGAGAUAGACGAGAGCCCAUGAAACCAUUGCUGCUCCAAGGAACCUUGAGUUUGAAUUAAUGUGAAACCGUUGCUGCUCCACGAACCAUGGGUAUAAAUUAUCUGUGCAAAGCCUAGCUCUUUUAGGGAACUAGUUGAAUUUUAAAUCUUUAGCUUUGGUACUAAACAGUAACACAGCCACAAGAGCUUACCACAUGACAUGACUUGAGUAAUGUAUCAUGAGUUAAGCUGUAUGUUGUCCAUAACUACUUAUUUGCAAUAUAUAAAUUUUCCACAUGGGUA